Messenger RNA from Helicoverpa armigera (cotton bollworm), 3398 nucleotides. Its product is annotated as ras-related protein Rap-1. Lineage: Eukaryota; Metazoa; Arthropoda; Insecta; Lepidoptera; Noctuidae. The transcript is spliced from 3 exons. Bases 156 to 995 code for a protein of 279 amino acids. Gene Ontology annotation, molecular function: GTPase activity; GTP binding. The record is from RefSeq and is a predicted model, not a curated record.
GUGGCGGCCGGGCACGCCACUCGUCCUGCGACCGCCCCGAGCUGCGCACGUCGCGACACGCUUGUCUCCCAGGCGCUAUCGACACACGCACUCAAACAUUGUGCACCAACUCGAACUGUACCUAGUAUGUGCUAAGUGAAUUAACGAUUGCCAAUAUGAAGGGCCGUCACCAGUUCAGGCGCAGAUUCAGUCUGCAACCGUCUUUUAUGAAAGAGGAUCAUGAGGAGGAGCGGAGACCACACAGAACUGAGCGGACGGAGGACACCGUGUCGAGCAGUGGGAACCUCACCAACAACGCCGUGCGACAUAAAAUAGUAGUUUUAGGAGCUGCAAAAGUUGGCAAGUCGUCGCUCAUAUCACAGUUUCUAUACAACACAUUCUCGCCGAAGUACAAGCGAACUAUAGAGGAGAUGCAUCACGGGGACUUCAACGUGUCGGGCGUGAGGCUAACGCUGGAUAUACUAGACACGUCGGGGGCUUACGAGUUCCCGGCGAUGAGGACGCUCUCCAUGCAGUCCGCCGACGCAUUCAUACUGGUGUACGACAUCACUGACGCGAACAGCUUCACCGAAGUGCGGAUGCUCAGAGACCAGAUCCACGAAACCAAAGACAGCACGGCCGUUCCUAUUGUCGUAGUCGGCAAUAAGGUAGACCUAGCGGAAACUGGCGCCAGACAGGUUGAAUUUCACACGACGGAGUCUGUAGUAACCGUGGACUGGGAGAACGGGUUCGUGGAGGCUUCCGCGAAGGAUAAUCUGAACGUGUCUCAGAUCUUCAAGGAGUUGUUGGUGCAGGCUAAGGUGAAGUACAACUUGUCGCCGGCGCUGCGCCGACGGCGGCGGCAGUCGCUGCCUACCGGGCCGCAGGGCGCGCCGGGCUCCAGCCCCACGCCGCCCGCGCAUGCGCCGCACGUGCCGUCGCCUGCGCAGCUCGCGCACCUCCAGCAGAUCCGCGAGCGACACAACAACAAGCGCAACUCUUGCGUCAUCUCUUAGAUCAGAGCGCGGCUCGCGACUAGGUACACCAUUAGUUAAGGACCUCGGGUAACUUUCGAAUUUUCUAUACGUACCGAUAAUACAACUAUUUAUAUGAAACUCUCAUUAAAGUGGACUUUGUAUUAGAUGUUCAUUAACUAAACUGUCGUCGCUAUCUUCUUCGGCCAGCCUCUUAAAUAUAUCUCAGUGAUAACUUUCAAUCUAACACAUGAUUGUGCUUUCAAAAGUAUUUCGUUUUAAAGAUUUUACUGUUCAAAAUCAAAUUAUCACUUAUAAUACGAGAUAACUGUAUUGAAAAUGGUUCCAAGUUAAGUCCCCUUAGCAAUAUUUGUGACAGUUCCCGUAUCAUGAGGUUUGUGACGAGGUGUUCACAAGCAUACGUCAUCUGUGUCGUCCCCGCCCAGUUCAUCGUUCCACUAAUUUACGAUUAUGCUAGGCAAUAAAACGUUUCUUACGUGAUAUACUUAGAUCCAUUAAGAUUUGUCCAUUCCUUCGUGAUGUUUCUACUUUAUAUGUGUAUAUCUAGAUAAGUAGUGGAAAUAACGCCAACAUACUAAAUAUACCUUUAGAUUUAAGUCAUAGUGUACUACAGAGUGACAUUGUAGGGAAAAGUGAUAAAGUAGAAGUGACGGGUAUUCGUGACUGGUUUAUACUUUAGGUUUAUAAAGAUUUUCUAACUUAUUGGUAAGAUAUAAAGACGUAGAUUUGAGUGAAAGAGGAUCCAUGAAACGACUGAGUGUUCCGCAAAUAUAUCAAAACAAACGAAAGAUAAUAAGUGUUGGUAUUGGAUCUGUGUUCGAUAAUAUUUGUGAGAGGUGUGUGAGGCCGUGGGCCGCAAGGGUACAAUGAUCUCGUUACACAAAUUACUGCGGAAAGAAUAAUGACCUAAUGAGGGUACGAGCCACAAAUGUGGUAACAAGAGCUAUCCGAUUACUUAGCUAUAUGAAUCGUUACAUAUACCUAAUACCAGUUUGCCAAACAGUAUUAAUGAAUUUGUGGAUCGUAUAUCAAUAUUUAUAACUAAUUGAUAAAACUUUCAUUCCAAGUGUAUUAGAAUAACGUGACUUGUAUAUUGUAAUUGUUUCAAUACUGUGUACUAUUUUCUGACUUAAACUGAAAGUGUUAGAGUAGGGGUAACUUUUAUCAUAACUUUGACAUUAAGACAAAAGUUUGUCUCUCAACCAGUUGAUUGUAAUAGGUAAGAACUUAUAUAAUUUCAUCUGAGAACAUAAAGUUAUGCUCAGAAGUUAUGUACUAAUAAUAUUUUAUAUAGUCAUAAAAAUAAUGUAUAUGAUUCAGACAUAAAUGACAGAAAUUAGGUAUGCGACAUGAAUUUAGGUGCCCGAAAAAAAUAAUAAUGUAUCAGUAUUGUCUGUUUUAUUUAAAUACCUAUAUUUACUAUAUUUUAUUGUGUACUGUUAAAUUCAUGUUAAUCAGGGCUUGAAAUAAUUUUUAUUUUUUUGAAAUACAUUAGAAAAAGUUAAUUGUUUUAUACUAGUAACAUGUUUAUUAGUGACACUACAAUUGCCCGUUAGAAAUGAGGGUUGACCAAAAACCCCUUAAAGCCAUAUAGAUUCCUGAUAAAUAAUGAAAUAUUACUGGUAAAAUGUACGCGUUAAUCAAAAGGUGUUAACUAAAUACAUUUUCGUGUAACACCUGCAACCCUAAUCUGACCCCAAUCUCCUCGGAGAAGUAAUUAAUUAUUCAGAUUACACUUACAUCUUUUGCCACCCCUAAUUAAUAAUAUACCAUUAAUGUAUUUCCGUUCUAUAUUUAUAUUUUUUCAGUAAAUAAAGUAACUUUUCUGUAUCAGAUGUAUGAAAAAAUCUUAAAUUAAUUACGACUCUAAUAUUUCAAAUUAUAUGGAUGUGCCUUUUUUAAAAGAUUAGUCUUCUUAGUUAGUAGAAAAUUGUAGAUUUCGUUGAAUGAAUUCAAAUAUAUUUAUGUCUGUUCGCUUACUUCUAUUUCGUUUCAUACAUAUGUAGUUUUAAUGUUAGUUUAAUAGAGAAAGGUUAGAUGUAAAUCUACAUAUAUUAUAUUUAUAAUUGAAUUUGAGUAAUAUUGGAUAACAUUUAAAGAAUAUGUGGUCUAUCAAUGUUUGUACUUUGACGUACUUUUAGCAGCGGUCUGUGCACAUUUACUUAUGAAGUUAAACAUAGCAUAUUAUGUGUAAGAGAUUUUUUAUGAUCCUUUGUAUAAAUAUAACGGAACUGUUCGUAGCACAGAUGGAUUUGACAAGUGUAGUGUGUGUAUAGGUGUUAAUUUUCCACUCAGUUUAAUAGUCACGUACUUAUCUAAUGUUUAUAUUAUUAUAUGUUUCAAAUACAGGUAUUUACUUCAACAUUUGUACCGAUGUAAUAAAAUUGUCUCUGAAUAAAAAUAACUAACUUCUGAAAAGUGGUC